UGAUAAAACCUAUGGACACCUUAUAACACAGGAACGUGUAUAUUCCUAUCUUAUCAUUGACCUAGUCUUAUUGUGAUGCAAUCCUUCCACUGGUCUUAAUAAACUCAGGGCAAUCGGCCUACACAUAUACAAUGUGGACGAAAUCCGUAAUAAUCUUUGUGCUGGUCGGUUCCUGUUUCUCACACCCAAGUCCAACCAAGAGAUAUGACGGCCAUAGUGUCCUACAGAUAUUGCCCAAAACAAUUGGCGAUGUUCACGAGUUGAUGUCACUGGCUCAGAAAUACCACCUGGACAUCUGGAAAUCCCCCAGGUUCCUGAACGAGACGUUUGACGUCCGCGUGAACCCUGAACAAAUCGCCAACUUCGUUCAUGACGUUGAGUCACUUGGUCUCAAAGCUAACCAAUGGAUCAGUGAUCUCCAAAAAUUGAUAGACGAGGCUGAGCCUUCUCGUUCCCGUAGAGCUACCUCGUUCAGUGUUGGUUCUUUCAAUGACCAUGCCUCGAUAAAUUCUUACCUGGAUUCACUGGCCUCUAAUUCUCGUGUGUCUGUACAUUCCAUGGGGCAAACAUAUGAGGGGAGAACAAUUAAAUACGUAAAGAUAAGCAAUAACGUUGGUUCCAGCAAAAAGGCUAUCUAUGUAGAUGGAGGUAUACACGCACGUGAAUGGCUGGCCGUCUCCACAGUCCUGUACAUGAUUGAUCAGAUGGCAAACAAUCCAACACACGACCGAACCAUCGAUACUUUGCUACAAAAGUUUGAUUUCUACUUCGCCCCUGUGGUGAACCCCGACGGCUACGAGUACAGUCGAACACACGACAGGAUGUGGAGAAAGAACAGAAGACCAAUUGGCCAUGGAUGUGAUGGGGUGGAUCUCAACCGAAACUUUGCUUACCACUGGAACCCAGACAAUGGAGGGAGCCACAAUCCCUGUGAAGAAGUUCACUCAGGCACUCACGCUUCCUCGGAAAUAGAAACCAGGAAUCUGGAAAAGUUCCUCUGCGGACACGGGAAUCUCCUGGCGUACCUUAACGUACAUACAUACGGACAAUACUGGAUCUACCCCUGGGGCUAUACCCCCGUCCUACCAGCCGACUACCGCGAUCUGGAUCACCUUGGACGAACUGCAGCUUCAGCUAUCCGUCAUACUCACGGAAAAUCAUUCACUGUAGGCGAGGACACUCGGGUCUUAUACGCCGCGGCUGGUGGGGCAGACGACUACGCUAAGGGCGCCUGUGGCGUCAAGUAUUCCUACACGGUGGAGCUCCGGGACACCGGCCUCCACGGCUUUGUGGCGCCUUCGUCCUACAUCAUCCCAGCCGGAGAAGAAACAUUCGCUGGAUUUAAAGCUUUUGCAGCAGAACUUAUUCGUCACGAACAUUUAUAAUACAUUAAACGAGUAUAUUUCCUAG
Messenger RNA from Saccostrea cuccullata (small rock oyster), 1410 nucleotides. Its product is annotated as carboxypeptidase B-like. Gene Ontology annotation, molecular function: metallocarboxypeptidase activity; zinc ion binding. The transcript has 12 exons. Gene Ontology annotation, biological process: proteolysis. Lineage: Eukaryota; Metazoa; Mollusca; Bivalvia; Ostreida; Ostreidae. The record is from RefSeq and is a predicted model, not a curated record. Bases 132 to 1385 code for a protein of 417 amino acids.